Magnolia sinica is the source of this 952-nucleotide messenger RNA. RefSeq names its product stress-related protein. The transcript has 3 exons. Bases 186 to 908 code for a protein of 240 amino acids. The record is from RefSeq and is a predicted model, not a curated record. NCBI's taxonomy places the organism in Eukaryota, Viridiplantae, Streptophyta, Magnoliopsida, Magnoliales, Magnoliaceae.
UCCGCAAUCCCAACGCACUCACACCGCUUCUCAUUUCAGCCGUCCAUUUCAUGGACAACCGACGUCCAAAUCAAAACCCCUAUAAAUGCCCUUGAGGUCUUUUCGUUCUCGUUCAUCCCGUCUCUUGCAAGAAGUAGCUCCGUUUGCUUUUACAGGAUUUGUGUAGAGAGAUCUGAAAUUGAAAAAUGGCAGAAUCAGAUACAAUUCAAUCGGCGGAAAUGACUCAAGAUGAGAUGGAUCGGCUCAAGUAUCUUGAAUUCAUUCAGAUCGCGGCCCUCCAUGCCGUGAUCUUGUUCUCGAAAGUCUACGAUUAUGCGAAGGAGAAUUCUGGGCCAUUGAAGCCGGGCGUGCAGACGGUCGAGGGUACGGUCAAGACCGUCAUCGGCCCCGUCUGCGAGAAAUUCCAUGACGUGCCGUUCGAGCUUCUCAAACGCGCGGAUCGAAAGGUGGAUGGGCUCGUGCACAAGGUAGACCAGUGUGUCCCUCCAUUGGUGAAGGAGGCUUCGAGUCAGGCCUUUUCUGCUGCCCAGAAGGCGCCGAGCGUGGCUCGGGGCAUGGCUUCGGAGUUCCAGCGAGCUGGCAUGGUGGAGACUGCAGCUGGGAUGGCGAAGACCGCGUAUGUCCGACUCGAGCCAGCUGCCAAGGGGCUUUUCUCCAAGUAUGAGCCGGUCGCAGAGCGGUGUGCCGUGUCGGCGUGGCACUCACUCAACCGGCUUCCACUCGUGCCGGAAGUGGCCCACGUAGUGGUCCCCACUGCAGCAUACUGGUCAGAGAAGUACAACCAGGCUGUAUACCAUACAGCGGAGAAGGGGUAUACCGUAUCGGCUUACCUGCCUCUCGUUCCUACGGAGAGGAUUGCCAAGGUGUUCCGUGGUGAAAUGGCCCCUGCAGCUACAGUGCAGGAAUGAUGUGUGGCUCUAUUAAAGUAUAUUUGCGUGUAAAAAAAAAAAAA